AUAGAACUGCUUUUCUUUGACCGGGUUUGCCCAUGCAGCAAGAGGUGGAUUGUCGCACUGUACGGCCCACUAGCACAACAAACCUUUUGACCACCUAUUUCACUGUUAUUAAGUAGGCCUAGCUAUGGAGAAUGAACGUUUUACGAUAAAAAGGCGAAAGACGCGCUGCUGCCUAAUAAUGGGUCUCUGUGCAUUAAUUUUACUCGUUAUCCUCGCUAUUUCCCUGUGGGUAGCGUUCAGUCAUAAACAGUACAACUCAGGUGACAGCCUGAAGGAAACAAUUAUUAGUAGAUGUCAAACAUUUAUACAGAACAACCGAACUUCAAGUGCUUAUGAUUGUCAAAAAAUAUGGACUGUGUUUGAGCAAGCAUUCGUGGGGAAGGACCCGUGUAAUGUGCCAACAGACGCUUAUGACUCACUCAUUAAUACCAUAAUCCAGGAUCCUAUCUGUAACAAGAUGUUGUUCUGGAGCAAAACCAAGCACAUAGUCCAUGAAUUCACAGAGAAGAGAAAUUGCUUCCAGACUCUUGAGGACACACUGCUCGGUUAUAUCAUGGAUGGACUGACUUGGUGUGGCAAAGAAGGGAGCAAUGAAACCUUUACCACAGGGUGCCCAUCCUGGAAUGACUGUGUCAACCACACAGUUAAAUCAUUCUGGAAUAGGGCCUCUGCAGCGUUUGCAGAAGCUGCAUGUGGUGAUGUCUCAGCUAUGCUGAAUGGAUCUAUUGCCACUCCUUUCACACCCACUAGUAUUUUUGCCAGCAUUGAGGUGAAGAGAUUCAAUGCUGACAAAAUGAGGAGUCUAACUGUUUUUCUGGUGACUCAGGAGAAUGAUGGGAAGUCUUGUGAUGAUCCCUCGUUAAAGAACCUACAAAAAGAGCUUGAUCCAAAACUGAAGUAUAGCUGCGUGUCGGUCGCAAAGUCUACUAUCCAGGAGUGCAUUUCCCACCCAGACACAGCUUGUGGUGCCUGCUGGUGAUACUCCAGUCAAGGUGUGAUUGCCAAGAGUUUAAGUGGAUAUGAUUUGAGAUUCAAUAAAAUGGAAUGGAUAAGUCCACAUUGGCAUGAGUAGAUAGGUUGAUUGCUUGGGACAAGCAAGCUGCAUAGUUGCCUUGUUUAAAUUAGUUGUGUAUUAUGUUAUUUUCAUUAACUGAAACUGAAUUCCCAUUGCGCAACUGACCAAGUCAAAUACAAACACUACUACAAUCAAUGUUAAAAAAAGGUAAAGUAGUAGUUGUUUUCAGCCUGGUUGUUCAAAGUAACAAAUGCAUUGAUGUGUAAUGCAUGUAUUAGAGAAGAGCAGUUAUGGUAAAGAUUCCUGGGUGUGUGUGUGUGCAUAACAUGUGCCUGAGACCAUUGCAUCCACACAAUAUACUUCAUAUUCUGUGUUCCUGUAAGAGAAACACUAACAAUUGUAACUUGUGAAACAAGGUAAAGCACCCCAGCACAUGGUCCAUUUGUACAUUCACAGAUUUCAAUGACGUGACAGAAAGAGGUGGUGACAAACACUAUGGUCUAGUAAUGGUUAAUAAUUUCUCAAGUUGGGUAGAGGCUUUCCUAACACAUAAUUGAAAGACUUUUGUCAAAUGUUUGAGAGAAGUUAUACCAAGGUAUGAUGUACCAGAAAAGUAUUUCAUCCGAUCAUGGGACACAUUGAAUGUGUAUUGUUUAUGUGUGUGUUUGUUUAAAUGUUACGUGUUGGAUAAUAUCGAAAUGCCCAACACUGCCUGCUUAACAAAACUAACAACUAACCGCAUGCUUGCUUAUUUGCGCUACGUGUUCUGUAUGUCGGAAUGUUCCAUUGUUUAAAGUUCUUAAUAAAAGGCUUGGAGUCACCCCUUUA
This is a messenger RNA of Esox lucius (northern pike), 1843 nucleotides long. Its product is annotated as ADP-ribosyl cyclase/cyclic ADP-ribose hydrolase 1. NCBI's taxonomy places the organism in Eukaryota, Metazoa, Chordata, Actinopteri, Esociformes, Esocidae. Gene Ontology annotation, molecular function: phosphorus-oxygen lyase activity; NAD+ nucleosidase activity. The transcript has 8 exons. Gene Ontology annotation, cellular component: plasma membrane. The coding region runs from base 125 to 979 and encodes 284 amino acids. The record is from RefSeq and is a predicted model, not a curated record. Gene Ontology annotation, biological process: positive regulation of B cell proliferation.